GAAUGAUGUUUACAAAUCGUGUAAUACUAAGGAAUUUUAGUGUAACAAAUAAAUUAAGAUGUAAUAAUAAAUUAAAAGACUUAUUAGAAUCUGCAGCAACUGGGCUAGAUCAACAGCCUGUAUCAAAAGAAAAUACUUGGUACACAAGUCCGUAUCCGGAAGGAGCUGUAUUUGAUAAAAGGGAUCAGGGUAAAAAAGUUGACAGAUUAAAAGUUGAUCCGAGAGACACUUCAAUAAUUAUGUUUCCGGGUCAAGGAUCACAGUAUGUUGGCAUGGCAGAAAAACUGAUGAAAAUUCCGGAAUCUCGAGAUAUGUUUCAAAUUGCAAAGGAAGUUUUAGGAUAUGACUUGUUGGAAAUUUGUCUCAAAGGGCCAAAACAUAAAUUGGAUCAAACAGUAUAUGCACAACCAGCCAUCGCAGUAACUUCUUUAGCAUCAUUAGAAAGACUUAAAGAAUCCCGGCCAAACGCAAUAGAAACAUGCGUUGCUACAUCAGGAUUCAGUUUGGGAGAAAUUACGGCACUUAUAUUUGCAGGCUCUAUUCCUUUUGACGAAGGUAUUAAAUUAAUUCAAAUUCGUGCUGAAGAAAUGCAAAAAGCUAGCGAAAGAUAUCCAUCAGGAAUGGCAACUAUUUUUUAUGGACCAGAUUCGUCAUUAGGAGAAGCUUGCACUAAAGCAAAAGAAUGGUGUAUUGAACGUGGCAUUGAAAAUGCAGAGUGUCAAAUAGCUAAUUAUUUGUUUCCUCAUUGUAAAGUUGUCGCAGGAAGUUUAGAAGCUCUAAAUUUUCUCGAUAAAAACAAACAACAAUUUAAAUUAAGAAAAAUAAAAAGACUUCCAGUCAAUGGAGCAUUUCAUACAAAACUUAUGGCAUCAGCUGUAGAACCAUUCAGAAAAGCAUUGAGUAAAAUUAGACUUAAUGAUCCUUUCAUUUAUGUUCAUUCAUGUAUAGAUGGAAAAAUAUAUAAGAAUGCUGAACAAAUAUAUAAACAAUUACCAAAACAAAUUAUUAAGCCAGUUCGGUGGGAACAAUUACUUCAUAUUAUGUAUGAGAGAAGUAAAAAUGAACAUUUUCCAAAAACUUUCGAAUGUGCGCCAGGAAACUCAUUAACAUCAAUAUUAAAGGAGGUAAAUGCAAAAGCUUGGAGCUCAGCAAUUAAUGUUGAAAAAUAGAAUUUUAAUUUUGUAGUUAUAUUUAAAAAAAAAUGUGCAUUUUUAUUGGUUCAAAAUAAAACUGUAUAAACAAAUGCGCAGUGAAUUUAUUUUUAUUUUAAACAUAAUUCUAAAAUUUGAUUCAAUUUUUGAUACUUGGUGU
Messenger RNA from Chironomus riparius, 1311 nucleotides. NCBI's taxonomy places the organism in Eukaryota, Metazoa, Arthropoda, Insecta, Diptera, Chironomidae. The record is from the annotation of a GenBank genome assembly.